AUGGCGACAGAGUUCCAUAACCUCCAAGAGUUGAGGCACAGUGCAUCUCUGGCCAACAAGGUGUUCCUGCAGAGAGACUACAGUGAAGGGACCACCUGCCGCUUCCAGACCAAGUUCCCUUCUGAGCUGGAGAGCAGGAUUGAGCGGCCGUUGUUUGAGGACACAGUGAAGAGGUUGAAUAUCUACUAUGCGGAGGCAGAGAAGAUGGGAGGCCAGUCCUACCUGGAGGGAUGUCUGGCCUGCGCUACAGCCUACCUCAUCUUCCUCUGUAUGGAGACACGCUAUGAGAAGGUGUUGAAGAAGAUAGGCGGGUACAUCCAGGAGCAGAAUGAGAAGAUCUACGCCCCCCGAGGUCUACUCAUCACUGACCCCAUCGAGAGGGGCAUGAGGGUCAUAGAGAUCUCGAUCUAUGAGGACCGAGGCUCCAGUGGCUCCUGCUCAGGCUCCAGCUCUACGUCCGGCAGCAGUGCUCGGUGA
This is a messenger RNA of Salvelinus namaycush (lake trout), 477 nucleotides long. Its product is annotated as golgin subfamily A member 7B-like. The record is from RefSeq and is a predicted model, not a curated record. Gene Ontology annotation, cellular component: palmitoyltransferase complex. The coding region runs from base 1 to 477 and encodes 158 amino acids. NCBI's taxonomy places the organism in Eukaryota, Metazoa, Chordata, Actinopteri, Salmoniformes, Salmonidae. The transcript has 5 exons. Gene Ontology annotation, biological process: peptidyl-L-cysteine S-palmitoylation; protein targeting to membrane.